AUGUCCCAUCAGAGACCCCAUCCUCAGGACAGGACAUCCGCAUUCCUCCAGAGGAGCACAGGGACCCCUACAUUAGUGGAGGUCCCCACAGAGACCCCCACUCCUGAGGAGGUCUCAUCUGGACAGGACGUCCACAGUCUUCCAGAGGAGCACAGAAAAUGGGACCUUGUUCCAGUAGAACAGGCAGAGCAGACCCUCGUAGUGUCUGUGAUGGCUCGAAAGCCCCUGGACAAAGCCCCUCUGUCCCUGGACAUCAGAGCUCAGAUUGUGAUUGUGCGACUGCAGGACGCACAAUCACCUGUGGGCCCCGGCACCUCACACUUCAUCCAGAGUGAAGAUUUCACAGAGGCAGCAGUCAAACAUCAGAUGGUCCAGCUGGACCACUCCAGAGACCACAAUCACAGAAGACCAUCAGUUCAGCCAUUUUGUAAGAAAAUCAAGCGAGUGUGCCGCCCUACCUUCUCCUCAGACCUGCAGUUUUUUUCUUGUGCAAUGGACGGCCGCCUAGACGCUGACUUGUACCCGCUGGGAGCCGGCUACGUCCCUGAAAUUGACAGUGUCCAUGACAUAUCAGUUGGCACGAAGAGGGGAUCCGACGAACUCUUUUCUUCCAGCGUUUCCAACGGACCCUAUAUCAUGAACUCAGCCAAUGGCAACGACAGCAAGAAAUUCAAAGGAGACGUUCGUAGCCCUGGCGUCCCGUCACGUGUGGUGCAUGUGCGCAAGCUGCCCAACGACAUCAACGAGGCAGAGGUCAUCAGCCUUGGACUGCCAUUUGGAAAAGUCACUAAUCUGCUCAUGCUUAAAGGGAAGAACCAGGCAUUUCUAGAGCUCAACAGUGAGGAGUGUGCCCAGACUAUGGUCAGCUACUACUCUACUGCCACUCCAGUCAUCAGAAACCAGCCAGUUUUCCUCCAGUACUCUACACACAAGGAGCUCAAGACUGACAACUCUCCCAACCAAGUACGUGCUCAAGCAGCUCUGCAGGCAGUGAACGCUCUGCAUGGAUCCGCUAUGGGGGGCAUGGCUAUCGCCGCAGACACCAGCAGCCUAGGAGGACUUGGAAGUCUUGGGGGCCCCACAAGUCAAAGCCCUGUGCUCAGAGUUAUUGUGGAAAACCUCUUCUACCCAGUCACCCUGGAUGUUCUACACCAGAUCUUUUCCAAGUUCGGCACUGUCCUGAAAAUUAUCACUUUUACGAAGAAUAAUCAAUUCCAAGCUCUGAUCCAGUAUGCUGAUUCUAUGACUGCCCAGCAUGCAAAACUGUCUCUAGAUGGACAGAACAUCUACAAUGCAUGCUGCACUCUUAGAAUCAGCUUCUCCAAACUCACCAGCCUCAAUGUGAAGUACAACAAUGACAAGAGCAGGGACUACACCCGCCCGGACCUGCCCACCGCAGACGCCCAGCCGACUAUGGACCAUAUGACCGCUGCAGCUUUUGGUCCAGGCCUCAUCUCGGCCUCUCCAUAUGGGGGCGCUCAUGCAUUCCCACCAGCAUUUGCCAUUCAGCAAGCAGCAGAUAAUCGGUUUUGCUUUGUUCCAGGUUUGUCUAUGCCUGGUAUCCCCAGCGCCCUAGCGUCUUUGGGCGUGGGACAUUCAGGUAUGGCAGCUGCGGCCGCCGCUGCCUCUCGCCUCGGCCUCACGGGCCUCACAGCAGCCGCUGGUCACAACGUCCUGUUGGUCAGCAAUCUGAACCCAGAGAGCGUUACGCCACACUGCCUCUUUAUUCUUUUCGGUGUGUAUGGCGAUGUCAUGAGAGUGAAGAUUCUUUUCAAUAAGAAGGAGAAUGCUCUGGUGCAAAUGUCUGAUGGCACACAGGCUCAACUAGCCAUGAGUCACUUGAACGGACAGCGGCUCCAUGGGAGAGCCAUGCGCGUAACUCUGUCCAAGCACACAACAGUGCAGCUGCCUCGAGAAGGCCACGAGGACCAGGGCCUGACCAAGGACUUCAGCAACUCGCCGCUGCACCGCUUCAAGAAGCCCGGCUCCAAGAACUACUCUAAUAUCUUCCCCCCAUCAGCCACACUCCACCUCUCCAACAUCCCUCCGUCUGUGAUGGAAGAUGACCUGAAGAGACUGUUCGCGAGUUCAGGAGCCACAGUCAAAGCCUUCAAAUUCUUUCAGAAAGAUCGUAAGAUGGCUCUGAUCCAGAUGGGCUCAGUGGAAGAGGCCAUAGAGUGUCUGAUCGAGUUCCACAACCACGACCUGGGAGAGAACCACCACCUCCGCGUGUCCUUCUCCAAGUCCACCAUCUAA
Knipowitschia caucasica is the source of this 2256-nucleotide messenger RNA. The record is from the annotation of a GenBank genome assembly. Lineage: Eukaryota; Metazoa; Chordata; Actinopteri; Gobiiformes; Gobiidae.